GUAACGCAAGCGUUACAAAUGAAUUCAAACAAUUCGCGCUCGAUUUUUACCGAUUCUUACGAUUCUCCCAGAUUCUCCUACGCGUCCUAUUCCAACAACAACAACAACAUCUACAAAGAUUCUUACAGAAUAGAUUGAGAUAGUUCAAGUUGAGUGCAUGGAUCACUUACAAGUCUUCCUUCAGUGUGCUUCAGUGCAACCUUCAGUGUAAUUUAUCCCAAUCGGGCAUAAUGCGCGCGUCGACGGAAAGCCGGCGGCGCUCGUCGAUGGCGCCGCGCCGGGUCUCUGACUCGGCCGUCAAGUCGGCGGUGAAGCCAAGCCGCGCUCCUGCCGCCGCGCCCGGCAGCUCGGUCAAGAGCUACCUGCCCCGGCCGUCCACGGCUUCGGCCGCGCGCGGAGGCGCGGCCAGCACCGGGCCGCGUGCACAGCGCUCAGUGGCAGGCCCUUCGGCGCGCUCUCGUCUCACGUUGGCGGCGCCGCGACUGAACGCGUUCACGCCACAGGCUGCGCACCGCGCGCCGGCCGCGUCGGCCGCCACCGCGAGCAAGGUGGCUCAGCCGAGCCGCCUGAGCGUGGACUCUCAGCGCCGGCUGAGCCGCGGCUCGGGGAUCGGCGCCAGUCAGCAGCGGCGUGCCGACCCGCGGCCCGUCUCGGACAGGUCCUACUGGCAGCCGGCCACCCACCGGGUGGUGCAGUUCUUGGCCGACCGCGGCUUCACCGAGAACCGGCCGCCCGUCACCUACAAGGACCUCGUCAAGUGCACCGGCAGAGAAUUCGAUGACAUAUUCGCCUUCAUAUACGGAUUUUUGCAUCCUGGCUUCACUCUUGCACAGAAGAAAAGGGAUGAAGUGGUGCUGGCAAAAAUGAAGAUGCUUGGCUACCCCGGUCAGAUCACGAAGUCGCACCUGAUCACGAUCGGAUGCAUGCACAGCUGGCCGGCUCUGGUGGCCGUGCUCGACUGGAUGGCGGACGUGGUGAACCUCGCCUUCGGACCGCCUGGUGACGACACCGAUCCACUGCUGAUGCUGCUUCCCACAGUCGAUAAAGACGGUUUUCCGGAGACGGACCAGCGUUCGCACGUCCUCCUCAAACACAGUCUGCAGGCGUACGACCGCUUCCUCACCAACCAGGAGCGCCCCGUGGAAGAGGAUGCCCAGGAGCUGUUCGAGGCUCUCACCUCUCUGCGUACCACGGACCCGGCAGAGCUGCGUAGGAUCGAGACUGAAAACCAGCGUCUGCGGCAGGAGCGUCCCGACCUGGCGCGCCUGCAGGAGCAGCUGGACGAGCUGGUGGAGCGCCAGGCGGCGGCCGACACGGACGCCCGACGUCUGUCCGAGUACGUGGCCGGCCGGCGCGAGCAGCAGGCCGAGCGGCUCAAACAGCUCGAGUGGCUGCAGAAGGACGCUCAGGAGCGCGUCCGACUCGCAGAGCUGAAACGUGAACAGCUAGACGCGCUCAAAGUGGAGAUCAGCCAGCAGCAAAUGUCUGCUGAAGAUGUGGCCAAGAUCGCGCAGCAGCGCUCGGAGAUCUGCAAACAAAUCGACGAUGUCAAGGAAGAAAUCGAACAGAUGGCCACGGAGAGCGGCGAGAUACAGAUGGAGUUCGCGCGCUCUCAGUCUCAGCGACAGGCGGCCGUGCGCCGGCUCAACUCGCAGCUGGCGCCGCUGCAGUCGCAGCUGCCCGGAGGCGAGGCCCUCCAGCUGCGACUGACCGGCUCCGAGUCGGACCAGCUGAAGCAGCUGACUGAGUUCGGACACAUCAUGGAGGGCGUGGAGCGGGCGGCCAGACAGGAGCUGGAGAAACUCAACAGCACGCUGCUGCAGCAGGAGCGUCACGCGCGCGAGGCUCGCAGCCGUCUGGAACAGGCUCGGCAGGAGGAGUUUCACGCCUCCAGCCGUCUGAAGCGGCUGGAAGAGGAGGAUGCAGCAGACAGACGCCGGCUGCAGCAGCAGCAUGCGGCGCUCGACGCGCGCAUCGUAGAGGUGGACGAAGAGCUGAGCCGCAUCAACCACGAGCUGCAGCAGCUGGACGUGGGAGCACGGCGCGCCCAGCUGGAGGCUGACAUCAAACGCUUCAAAGAAGAGACGGCAGAGCGCGAGAAGCGCCUGGCACAGAGAUCGCAGAAGUUGGCCGAGAACGCCGCGCUGGCUCUGGAGUUCCGCCGUUGGAUGGAGGAGGACAAUGAACAGCUCGUCCGCUCCAUAGCGGGGCUGUGCGCUCAGGCCGACGAGCGUAUGCGACGGACCAUGGAGCAACACCGUGAACUGCUCGACUCUGCGCUGCAGGACACUUGUAAAUAAGUUAUCGUCGCACUCACAGGCGGCUCCAGCCGGUGCUGUCUGGUGGUGAGGAGGAGUCUGCAACUGCAGCCCCUACCACACCCUCCCUGAGCGAGAGCAGCAACAUUUAUCGGGAGCACUGAGAUCCCCGAGCGGAUCAUUGGCAUUGUAUUGAUACUUUAAUAAAUAAAUGGAUAUAAAAUUCA
This is a messenger RNA of Amphibalanus amphitrite, 2485 nucleotides long. Its product is annotated as kinetochore protein NDC80 homolog. Bases 231 to 2300 code for a protein of 689 amino acids. Lineage: Eukaryota; Metazoa; Arthropoda; Thecostraca; Balanomorpha; Balanidae. Gene Ontology annotation, cellular component: Ndc80 complex. The transcript is spliced from 11 exons. Gene Ontology annotation, biological process: attachment of mitotic spindle microtubules to kinetochore. The record is from RefSeq and is a predicted model, not a curated record.